This is a messenger RNA of Sardina pilchardus (European sardine), 6282 nucleotides long. RefSeq names its product kinase D-interacting substrate 220a (gene kidins220a). The coding region runs from base 237 to 5438 and encodes 1733 amino acids. Gene Ontology annotation, molecular function: protein kinase regulator activity; PDZ domain binding. The transcript has 32 exons. The record is from RefSeq and is a predicted model, not a curated record. NCBI's taxonomy places the organism in Eukaryota, Metazoa, Chordata, Actinopteri, Clupeiformes, Clupeidae.
CCUCGAACAAAAUGGCUGUCUCCUUAAGUAUCGUGGGAUAUCCACAACAAGACCCAGAGUAACCAAGGAAGAACAAAACUAUUUCUGUCAUAUGGAUUAACUUGUUCGGCGCUCAUUGGCAUUUCUUCUUGAACUAGAUUGAGUGACAGCACACAAAGAGCAAGACAUUGACUGCACAGCUCAAAGGAAACAGCACAACUUAGAACUGGAGGGGCUAGCUUGAAGAAGUGGUCGCCAUGGAUACUACCACAUCGCUCAAGACGACCACUCUGGCCAUCCAGAGUCUGUUCAGCUUCGUGGAGGAGGAAAACCUACCUGCCAUCAAGGCACACCUGGACAAGUUCAGAGAGGUGGACGGCAGAAGUGACAAUGGCCAGACUCCCCUGAUGGUGGCAGCAGAGCAGGGCAACCUGGAGAUCGUACAGGAGCUCAUCAGGAGGGGAGCCAACGUUAACCUGGAUGAUGUGGACUGCUGGACUGCCCUGAUAUCGGCUACCAAGGAGGGCCACAUUGACGUGGUGAAGGAGCUGCUGACCAACAAUGCCAACCUGGAGAACCGAGACAUGGGAGGCUGGACUGCUCUCAUGUGGGCUGCCUAUAAGGGUCGGACCGAGGUGGCACGCCUGUUGCUGGAGAAAGGAGCCAACGCCAACAUCACCGGUCAGUACAGCGUGUACCCCAUCAUCUGGGCAGCGGGGCGAGGCCAUGCUGAGAUCGUCCGUCUCCUCCUGCAGCACGGCGCCAAAGUCAACUGCUCCGACAAGUAUGGCACCACUCCUCUGAUUUGGGCUGCCAGGAAGGGCCACUAUGACUGUGUGACACAUCUGCUGAAGAACGGUGCCGAUGUUGACCAAGAGGGGGCGAACUCCAUGACGGCCCUGAUCGUGGCGGUGAAGGGCGGCUACACGGAGGUGGUGAAGGAGCUGCUGACGAGGAACCCCAACGUCAACAUGACGGAGAAGGAUGGCAACACCGCCCUCAUGAUCGCGUCCAUCGAGGGACACACUGAGAUUGUGCAGGACCUGCUGGAUGCGGGGACCUACGUCAACAUACCAGACAGGAGUGGAGACACUGUGCUGAUCGCAGCGGUCAGAGGUGGCCAAGUGGACAUUGUGCGAGCCCUGUUGCACAAAUACGCCGACAUUGACGUCAGAGGGCAGGAUGGCAAGUCUGCUCUGUACUGGGCUGUGGAGAAGGGCAACGCCACCAUGGUGCGGGACAUCCUGCAGUGCAACCCUGACACAGAGGCCUGCACCAAGGAUGCAGAGACUCCCCUGAUCAAGGCUACUAAGAUGAGGAACAUUGAAAUUGUGGAACAUCUCCUGGACAAAGGAGCUAAAGUCUCUGCUGUGGACAAGAAAGGAGACACUGCUCUUCACAUAGCCAUAAGGGGGCGGAGCAGGAAGUUGGCGGAGCUCUUGCUGCGGAACCCAAAAGAUGGCCGCCUUCUGUACCGGCCCAACAAGGAGGGCGAGACCCCCUACAACAUCGACUGCACCCACCAGAAGAGCAUCCUCACUCAGAUCUUUGGAGCCAAGCACCUGUCUCCCUCCGAGGCCGACGGGGACAUGUUGGGCUACGACCUAUACAGCAGCGCCCUGGCCGACAUCCUGAGCGAGCCCACCAUGCAGCCGCCCAUCUGUGUGGGCCUGUACGCCCAGUGGGGCAGCGGCAAGUCCUUCCUGCUCAAGAAACUCGAGGAUGAGAUGAAGACGUUUGCUGGGCAGCAGGUGCGGCCGCUGUUCCAGUUCUCCUGGCUGGUGGUCAUCCUGACGCUGCUGCUGUGCGGCUCGGUGGCCUUCAUCCUGGGCUUCACGGUGGACCCGCGCCUGGCCAUCGCCGUCUCCCUCAGCCUGAUGGCCCUCCUCUACAUCUUCUUUGUGGUGGUGUACUUUGGGAGCCGGCGCGAGGGGGAGAACUGGAACUGGGCCUGGGUGGUGAGCACCGGGCUGGCUCGCCACAUAGGCUACAUGGAGCUCCUGCUCAAGCUGAUGUUCGUCAACCCACCAGAGCUGCCUGAGCAGACCACGCGUGCCCUGCCUGUCAGGUUCCUGUUCACAGACUACAACCGCCUGUCCAGCGUGGGCGGCGAGACGUCCAUGGCCGAGAUGAUCGCCACGCUGUCUGAUGCCUGCGAGCGGGAGUUUGGCUUCAUGGCCACCAGACUCUUCCGAGUGUUCAAGAACAAUGAGACACAAGCCAAGAAGUGGAAGAAGACGUGCUGCGUGCCGUCGUUCGUGCUGUUCGCCUUGACGCUGGGCUGCCUGGUGACGGGCCUGGCGCUGCUGGCCAUCUUCCGGGCCGACUGGGAGAACGUGACGGUCACCAGCGUGCUGGUGGCCAUGGCCAGCGUGGUGGGCCUGGCCGUGCUGCUCAACUGCCGCACCUGGUGGCAGGUGGCCGACUCGGUGCUGCACUCGCAGCGCAAGCGCCUGCACAGCGCCGCCAACAGCAUGCACAAGCUCAAGAGCGAGGGCUUCAUGAAGGUGCUGAAGUGUGAGGUGGAGCUCAUGGCCAAGAUGGCCAAGGCUAUUGACGGCUUCACCCAGAACCAGACCCGCCUGGUGGUCAUCAUCGACGGCCUGGACUCCUGCGAGCAGGACAAAGUGCUACUGAUGCUGGACACGGUGAGGGUGCUGUUCUCCAAGGGCCCCUUCAUCUCCAUCUUCGCCAGCGACCCGCACAUCAUCAUCAAGGCCAUCAACCAGAACCUGAACAGCGUGCUGCGCGACUCCAACAUCAACGGCCACGACUACAUGCGCAACAUCGUGCACCUGCCCGUCUUCCUGAACAGCCGCGGCAUCAACACGGCCAGGAAGAUCUGCAUGGCCGCGCCCACCAACGGAGACAUGGCCAACGCAGAUGUCUGGCACGAGGAGAUGGACAGGAAGAACAGUCUGAGUCAAGACCAGGCCAAGAUGGGCAGCAGGACAGCACUGAACCGCAGGGACACAUACCGCAGGAGACAGAUGCAGCGCAGCAUCACACGCCAGCUGUCCUUCGACCUGACCAAGCUGCUGGUAACUGAGGACUGGUUCAGUGACAUCAGCCCUCAGACCAUGAGAAGACUUCUCAACAUUGUAUCAGUCACAGGACGUCUCCUGAGGGCCAAUCAGAUCGUGUUCAACUGGGACCGGCUGGCGUCGUGGAUCAACCUGACGGAGGAGUGGCCCUACCGCACGUCCUGGCUCAUCCUGUUCCUGGAGGAGUCGGACGCCGUGCUGGACCAGGUCACGCUCAAGGCCGUCUAUGAGAGAAUUUCCAAGAACAUCCCGACCACCAAGGACGUGGAGCCGCUGCUGGAGAUUGAUGGUGAUAUCCGGAGCUUCGAGGUGUUCCUGUCGUCGCGGACGCCGGUCCUGACGGUGCGCGAUGUGGAGAUGUUCCUGCCCUGCACCGUCAACCUGGACCCCAAACUCCGGGAGAUCAUCGCAGAUGUCCGUGAUGCCAGGGAGCAGAUGCACAUUGGCGGAGUGGGCUACCCGGCGCUGCCCCUGCAGGAGGCCUCGGCUCGCGGCGGGGCGGCGGUGUUCGGGCACCACGCGCCAGCCUGCUCGCCCGGCGGCUCCAUGCCCGGGCCCUUCCCCCCCGGAGCACCGCUCCCCCCGCAGCCCCACAGCAGCUACUACAGCGGCCUCACCGGCCCUCAGCACCCCUUCUACAACAGGCCCUAUUUCCCCCACCAUGUCUAUCACCUGCCGAGGCCUUACUCUGCCAUUACCCAUCAUGCCCCUCCAUUACGCCCGCCCACUAAACCUGGCUAUCACAAGGAUCCCAACGGACUCGACGCUAUCAAAGAGGAUGCCCGGGAGGCCGCCCCGCCCCCCUCUCCCAUGUUAAAGACACAGGCUUCCAAAGCCAAGCAGGCCCCUGGCUCCGGCAUGGCGGCCGCUCCGUGGGUCCCUCUCAGCUCCAUGACCACAGACGUUGUGUGUGAGCGCGCGAAGCAGAUCGAGGGCCUGGACACCAGCAUGUUGGAGCAGUACACCACCACCAUUAAAAAGGCCAACGUGAAUGGAAGAGUCUUAUCUCAGUGCAACCUGGAUGAACUGAAGAAGGAGAUGAACAUGAACUUUGGCGACUGGCAGCUCUUCAGAGCGAUGGUGAUGGACCAGCGCCAAGCGGAAACCCAGCCGCUGCAUGACGACUCGCGCGCUGGCAGCGAGCUGGGCAGCAGCGUGGGGGGUCCUGUGGAGAUCAGCAGGCGCCCCGGGGGGCCACCCGAGGCCAGCCUGGCCCCCGACGGCACCAUGCGCUACAGCCUCAACCUCAGCUUCGAGGAGCUCAGCAACGUGGGCCUGGAGGAGCCGCCGAGGCACAGCAACUCCCACUGGCCGCCACAGGCUCCGAAUCACAGGACUCCCAGCAUGACGAGCCUGAACUCCCAGGAGUCCUCCAAUGACAUCUGCAAGCUCACCGACAAGCAGCAGGCCGAGUACCACACCGCCUACCAGGAGUACAUCGCUCAGAUGGCCCAGAUGGAGGGCCUGGGGGGCCCCGGGGGCCCCGGGAUGGAGGAGAAGGCCAAGGAGGGCGAGCCGGACGGACGCAAGGCCUUCCCCAAGGUCCGCUCCAAGGUGAACGACGCCAGCGACGGAGACGCCCAGCUCGACCCCAUCACGGAGGAGGACGACGAGAAGCCGGACCCCGGGUCGGCCGGCCGGGCCCUCCUGAGCCGCAAGAGCAAAGGGCCGGGGCCGCGCUACCAGAAGGUGCCCCACGACGAGGACGACUCCGGGGCGGAGGAGUCGGACAGCACCACGCCGCUGCUGAGCCAGGAGAGGAGGCGGCAGGAGGCCGAGGCCCGGCUGCCCGACGAGAGCGCUCACCUGCUGCCCAAGGGGAAGGACUACCUGUCCGAGAUCCUCCUGGACAAGAAGGAGUCGUCGGACUCGGGCCUGCGCUCCAGCGGGAGCUCCUCCGACCACUCGCUGCAGGACGCCGACUCCGAGCCGGAGAAGGCCGAGCCGGAGGCGGCCGAGCUGAUCGAGCUGCUGGAGCCCGAGGGCCUGGUGACCAAGCGGCUGCCCAGGAACCUGAGCGGCCUGCAGGACCCGGCCGUCAUGCGCAUGUCCAUCUGCUCCGAGGCGCCGUCGGAGGGCAGCGCGCUGGCCAGCAGCCCCGAGGAGAACUGGCCCGCGUCGGCCGUCACCAACCUCAACCGCUCGGCCAGCAGCAGCACGCUGAACAACAACAACAGCUCCAAUGCGCAGCACGCCCUGCGCGAGACCACCACCACCAACACCAACAGCACCACCACCACCACCGCGGCCGACGACGACAGCCCGCCCAUCAUCAUCACCCCCGGCUCCACCAACACCACCGCCUCCAUCACCACCACCGCCGUGCUGCACAACGAGAACCUGCGGGCCCUCCAGCGCAAGAGGGGGCCCAGCAGCGACAGCCAGACGGAGGAGGAGCGCGAGAGUGUCCUGUGAAGCAGCAGCAGCAGCACAACGGGAGCGCACCAACUGACCCCGUGCUGACCUUUCAUGAUGUCAUGUCUGUGUGCGAGAUAGGAGUUGGUAUAAAACCUGAAGUAAGGAGAGUUUGCAUUUCAAGCCAAAUCAACACUUGGCCUCACAACAGUUGUUUCAGAUGUAGUGUCAAAAUGCCAAAUAGCUCUUUCUUGAUGAAGCUAUGAAGCUAGACUUUCUGACAGCCUAAAUGUGAUGUACGGUAAAUUUGCUAGAAUAGGUUUAUAUUAAUCUACCAAGUGGGAAUCAAUAUGGAGAGAUCUUGCAAUAAUCUCAUAAAGGACUACAUUGGCCUGUCAGACAUACUUCAACCUUGAGGUGGUCAUCAAUCUUGUCUACUGAUAAAACUCAUGUUUGAUUCAGAAAUAAAGUGAUGUGUUGCUGUUAGCUGAGGUUUUGUGCCAAGCUGUGAAUUGUGAUGGUACGAUAUACUGUAAGACAUAAUGAUGUGACUUUGUGAGUGUUCGCUUCAACUACACUUCGAAAAUCCUCCGAACUGUUUGUCUGAGAGUCUGUGGUGUUCAUUGAAAGAAAGACAUGCCUGUCUAAUUUGUAUGUCGUUAAAAUUGAUAUGAUGUGUUGGUGUAAUGUGCUGUUUGAAAAACGCUGUGAGACUCCUAUUUCGACCUGAUUAAAUCUACAGGUGUUGUGACAAAUUGAUGUGAGAAAAGUAGAUGUUACAAGUCGCUGUCACAUAGCAGGGCAGCGCUGGCAGAAACAUUUUGCAUGCAUUGUUGGUGUUUUGGUAGAUGUUGCCACAUUUUCCCUUCGUCUUUUCAAGAAAUAAACAUGUCUGGCUACAAAA